Molecule: messenger RNA, 860 nt
Organism: Carlito syrichta (Philippine tarsier)
Lineage: Eukaryota; Metazoa; Chordata; Mammalia; Primates; Tarsiidae
Product: G patch domain-containing protein 1-like
Exons: 7
Biological process (GO): mRNA processing
Cellular component (GO): nucleus
Molecular function (GO): RNA binding
Source: RefSeq, a predicted model, not a curated record
UUUUUGUGGGGAACUAUCACCAUAUCCACAACAGGAGACGGUGGACACCCUCUACCUUUGUGUCUUCACGGCAGAACAGAGCAGAAAAAUCUGUUCUUGGUCCUGAAGAUUUUAUGGAUGAAGAGGAUCUUAGUGAAUUUGGGAUAGCACCUAAAGCGAUUGUUACAACAGACGAUUUUGCUUCAAAAACCAAAGACAGAAUACGAGAAAAGGCCAGACAGUUGGCAGCUGCUACUGCCCCUAUUCCUGGAGCCACUCUGCUUGAUGACCUCAUUACACCAGCAAAAUUAUCGGUUGGUUUUGAAUUGCUAAGAAAAAUGGGUUGGAAGGAAGGACAAGGAGUUGGUCCUCGAGUUAAGAGAAGGCCACGGCGACAGAAACCUGAUCCUGGAGUAAAAAUCUAUGGCUGUGCAUUACCUCCUGGAGGCUCUGAAGGAUCUGAGGAAGAAGAUGAUGACUACUUACCUGAUAAUGUGACCUUUGCACCCAAAGAUGUCACACCGGUGGAUUUUACGCCUAAAGAUAACGUACAUGGACUGGCUUACAAGGGCCUGGAUCCCCACCAAGCCCUGUUUGGGACUCCGGGAGAACACUUUAAUCUUUUCGGUGGGGAUUCUGAGAGGGCCAGCAAUCUUCUUGGAGAAGUUGGACUAAAUAGAGGAAGAAAAUUGGGAAUUUCAGGCCAGGCUUUUGGUGUGGGUGCCCUUGAAGAGGAAGAUGAUGAUAUCUAUGCUACAGAAACUCUAUCCAAGUAUGACACUGUUUUGAAGGAGGAGGAGCCCGGAGAUGGACUCUAUGGUUGGACAGCGCCCAAGCAAUAUAAAAGUCAGAAAGGUAAUUCCAUAGAACCAUACCUGAUG